GCGACACAUGGUCAGCGGCUCUCACCAUUGCACAUGGCGGACGCUUAGUGAUAUUUUCUUCGUAAACGGAGGACAUUCAAGUGAUUUCCAGUCCUGUUUUUGUCCUAAACAGCAGGAAACAUGGCCGAAAACGUGCAACACAAUCUUGAAGGCAUGCUGCCUGAGUUAGAGGAGAUGGAGAGGCUUGGUAUCUUCACAAGAACUGAAAUAAGAUCUAUAAUCAGGAAGAGGACAGAUUUCGAGUAUCGACUCCAAAAGCGUAUAGUUCAGAAACAAGACUUCCUUCGCUAUAUGCAGUAUGAGAUCAAUUUGGACAUGCUAAGGAAGAAAAGAAAACUUAGGCUUGGGCUGAAAAAGAAGACAACUGGGUGCUUUGCUAUGACAAGAAGAUUAUCACUACUCUUCCAGAAAGCAUUAAAGAAAUUUGUGGGUGAUAAACAACUUUGGCUGCAGUACAUUGAAUUUUGCAAGCAUACAGGAAGUACAAGGACCCUGGGGAAAGUGUUUGGACAGCUUUUGCAAUACCACCCAAAUAAUCCAAACUUCUGGGUAAUGGCUGCAAAGUGGGAGUUUGAGGAAGGCAAGAAUAUCCCUGCAUCAAGAGCUUUGUUGCAACGAGGAAUUCGAAUGAAUCCUGAAUCAAAGCUUCUUUGGUUAGAGUACUUCAGGAUGGAGCUAUUACAUGUUGAUAAGGUUUUAAAGAGAAGAAAAGUUCUUGGUCUAGCUAAAGCUGAUCAGAGCGAGGAAGAGCAAGUUUCAGAUGAAUUCCUGGCUGGAAGAGUGGCAGAGAUUGUUUACCAAAAAGCAAUAGAGAGUAUUCCAGAUGAUGUAAAUUUUAGAAUAUCAUUUCUGAAAAUUUACAAGCUUUUUGAAAACACUGCACAGUCACAAGAAAAAGUGUAUGAAAGCUUACAGAGAGACUUUCCUGACUCUGAGGAGAGCUGGGAUGUUCUUGCGCGUCGCUAUGUUGAGGACCUUCAUGCCAAGGCAACACAAUUGGCAAACAAUGUCACAGAUCAACAAUGGAUAGAGGCAGAAGAAGCAAAGAACAAAGUUUACGAGGAAGCUGUACAAGUCAUUCCAACGGAGAAAAUGUGGGAUCUGUAUGUGACAGGAAGUAUGGAAGACAUUGAAAACUGUGCUCCUUCAAAGGCUGACCAAAUUGUUUCCAGAACAAUCGAGAUCUGCAAAAAAGCGGAGAAAAAUCAUUUGUUGUCAGAGAAGGCGGCCAUGACUUGGUCCUCUCUGAACCUCAUGACAGGGGACCUGGCGCAGGCGCUUGCUGUCUGUAAAAACGCUGUCAAGUGUCACCCACAGUCUGUCACCCUGUGGGUGGAGUACUUGCGUCUCAUGGUGUUGCAUGGUGACUCGCAAGCAAACUUGGAAAAAGACAUCUGGAAAGCUCUAGACUCUGUCCCUCCUGGUGCCUCACUCCCCCUCUGGCAGCUCUUUGUGGACUGGGCCCUACUGUGUGAACAUGAUGAUAUUGAGACAGUUUUUGAGAAAUCUUUAUCUUCGGCGAAAGAGGUAGCUCUUUUCAUGAAACAGCGUUAUCUUGAGUGGACUGCUGUUACUAAGGGAAUCAGACAAGCAAGAAAACUUUACAAAAGAGUGUGUUCUUCUGAACCUGUGGACCAGAGCUUGCUUAAAUUCUGCAUCAAGCUCGAGGAAUCCCAGUGCACGCCAAGCAUAAAACACAUCAGAGCGCUGCUUGACAAUAUCAUCGACAAGUUUGGCUCAACAGACCCAGAUUGCUGGCUGGACUACAUCAAACUUGAGCUGACGCAUCCCAGCGGUCUACCCGAAAACGCAGCAAAACUACACUGGCGGGCCAUGAAGAAUUUGUGCGGUGAGAGGACGGGAGAAUUCGUCACUAAGUACACCCUGUUGCAGACAGGGAAUCCGGUCAGCUGAGAGUAUCUACCACAUGAUCGCCACGUGAUCUAAUAUUCACUAUUGUAUCUGGUUUAAAAUGCUUUCUUAUUAAAGGGUCUCAGCAUUUUGUCUACCACAAUACUAAGUGCGAGAUAGCAUCGUUUUCGGUCGGCUGCUGUGUUGAAGGUAUUGCGUUAUUUUUAUAGAACUUUGUAAGGGAAGUACAGACCCUUUAGACGGUUAUGAUAAGGUGAUAAUAUAAUUUGUUUUGCAAUAAAGAUGAAAAACGUUU
Messenger RNA from Nematostella vectensis (starlet sea anemone), 2167 nucleotides. RefSeq names its product U3 small nucleolar RNA-associated protein 6 homolog. Gene Ontology annotation, biological process: maturation of SSU-rRNA from tricistronic rRNA transcript (SSU-rRNA, 5.8S rRNA, LSU-rRNA). The coding region runs from base 121 to 1914 and encodes 597 amino acids. The record is from RefSeq and is a predicted model, not a curated record. NCBI's taxonomy places the organism in Eukaryota, Metazoa, Cnidaria, Anthozoa, Actiniaria, Edwardsiidae. The transcript has 23 exons. Gene Ontology annotation, molecular function: snoRNA binding; protein binding. Gene Ontology annotation, cellular component: Pwp2p-containing subcomplex of 90S preribosome; small-subunit processome.